Messenger RNA from Rotaria sp. Silwood1, 666 nucleotides. The record is from the annotation of a GenBank genome assembly. NCBI's taxonomy places the organism in Eukaryota, Metazoa, Rotifera, Eurotatoria, Philodinida, Philodinidae.
AUGGCAGAAUCUUCAGCAGCUGAUUAUGUAUUUAAAAUUGUUUUAACAGGUGAUUCAGGUGUUGGCAAAUCAAAUUUAUUAUCACGUUUUACUCGUAAUGAAUUUUCACUUGAAAGUCGUUCAACGAUUGGUGUGGAAUUUUCAACAAAAGAAGUUCAAGUUGAUGGUAAAACAAUUAAAGUACAAAUAUGGGAUACUGCUGGUCAAGAACGUUUUAUGGCCAUUACAAAAGCUUAUUAUCGUAAUGCUUUAGGUACUCUAUUAGUUUUUGAUAUUCUUAAAGCAUCAACAUUUCAAAAUCUUGAUCAAUGGUAUAAUGAAGUGCGAGCAAAUGCUGGUAUUGAAUGUUGUAUUAUUUUAGUUGGUAAUAAAAUCGAUCAACGACAUAUGCGUGCAGUACUUUAUGAAAAUGCUAAACGUUAUGCUGAUGAAAGAAAUAUUCCUUAUAUUGAAACAUCAGCAUUAGACGCAACGAAUGUAGAACAAGCUUUCCGUAGUCUUAUUGCAGACAUAUAUCGAAAUUGGGCAUCUCGAAUGGAUUCAUUAAAAGAGAAUCCACACGAAGGUCCACGCCCGGUUAGUCAAACAAUAAGACCUUAUUAUCCAUCAUCAAAUCAAUCGACAAGUGAUAAUACUGCUAAAUCAUGUUGUGGUAGCUUUUCAUAA